AUGUCGGAGAAUGGGAGUCCUCAAACUCCUACGCGCGUCCAAGCCUUCCACGAAGCUGUUAAUCGACAAUUGCUGGACCUAACGCCCUCCCGCACCUACGAUGCGCCCGAAGAUACUUCCAAAGUUAGCUGCCUGAUUCUCAUGGAAGAGAGAUGGUUCAGGGAAUUGGACCAGGAGGAAGUUGAACAGAGACUACAAAAUCAGAUUCAGAAACCGCCUUACCACAAAGCGCGUGCUACCAUGCUACUGGGCAUGAUUGAACGUUAUACCCCAAAUAUCUCUAUAUUCGGGCUACCAGACCUAUUCAGAGUGAUAGAUGGCCUGAAAAGACUGUUAGUGGACAUGGGUGCAACACCCGACGACAUUGAGAAUGCGCAUCGGGAAAUUUCUGAUAUGGCGAAGGAGUUUUGGGACGAGCAUUGCGCCUUCCACGAGAGACGCAAAGAAGAGGUCGAGCAAGAAGAGAUGCAGCGAUUCCAUGCCAGGUUUCCGCAAUCGCCACGAGACCCUUCAGCCUUACCCCUCACACAACGUUUCCCCAACCGCCUCUCUCUAUCCUCCAUUGCAUCUUCCAAGGAAGCUUCGAGGAGAGUCUUGGAUUCUCGGGUAAGGAAGAAAGGUCAGGAGAAGCACAACUCCUCUGAAGCAAAAGGACAAAAGACAAGGAGGUCUGGGCGACUGGAGGCCUCUACCCAGGCGAGGGAGCAGGAGACGGGUGCAGGCGCCUCCUUGGACUCUGCUUCAGGUAGAAGACCUACUACGACAACCUCGAGAGAGAAAACUGUCCCCUCUGCACAACCCUCACGUGGGCGUGUAGGAACAAAGACCAAAAAACCCGCUGAAAAACCACGCCGAUCUGCGGGGGGACGAAAAUCGACGCGGAUUCAAGAGCAAAAGAAGCCAACCAUCAGAGAAUACGACCUUCGCUCAAAACGUCAUCGCGUUGUGACAAGAUGA
Molecule: messenger RNA, 957 nt
Organism: Fonsecaea nubica
Lineage: Eukaryota; Fungi; Ascomycota; Eurotiomycetes; Chaetothyriales; Herpotrichiellaceae
Exons: 1
Coding region: 1-957 (318 amino acids)
Source: RefSeq, a predicted model, not a curated record